Ictidomys tridecemlineatus (thirteen-lined ground squirrel) is the source of this 942-nucleotide messenger RNA. Its product is annotated as olfactory receptor 8G50. Gene Ontology annotation, molecular function: G protein-coupled receptor activity; olfactory receptor activity. NCBI's taxonomy places the organism in Eukaryota, Metazoa, Chordata, Mammalia, Rodentia, Sciuridae. The record is from RefSeq and is a predicted model, not a curated record. Gene Ontology annotation, biological process: G protein-coupled receptor signaling pathway. Gene Ontology annotation, cellular component: membrane.
CAGAAGAAAAUGUCACAAGGGAAUCUCUCCACAGUGACUGAGUUCAUCCUGGCUGGAUUAACAGACAAACCAGAGCUCCAGCUGCCCCUCUUCCUCCUCUUCCUAGGAAUCUAUGUGUUCACAGUGGUGGGGAACCUGGGCAUGAUCACACUGAUUGGGCUCAGCUCUCACCUGCACACACCCAUGUACUAUCUCCUCAGCAGUCUCUCCUUCAUUGACCUCUGCCACUCUACUGUGAUAACCCCUAAAAUGUUAGUAAACUUUGUGACAGAGAAAAACACCAUCUCCUAUGCUGAAUGCAUGACUCAGCUCUACUUCUUCCUUGUUUUCGUUAUUGCAGAGUGUCACAUGUUGGCUGUAAUGGCAUAUGACCGCUAUGUUGCCAUCUGUAACCCCUUGCUUUACAAUGUAACCAUGUCUAAUCAAGUAUGCUCCUGGAUGGUGGUUGAGGUAUACAGCAUGGGCUUGAUUGGCGCAACAGUUCACACGGCCUGCAUGCUUAGAGUGCUUUUCUGUAAUGCUCAUACAAUAAACCAAUAUUUCUGUGAUCUUUUUCCACUACUGGAGCUCUCCUGCUCCAGCACUUUUAUCAAUGAGUUACUAGUUUUAUGCUUAAGUGCAUUUAAUAUCCUUGUUCCACCCCUGACUAUCCUUGGCUCUUACAUCUUCAUCAUAGCCAGCAUCCUUCGCAUUCGCUCCACCGAGGGCAGAGCCAAAGCCUUCAACACCUGCAGCUCCCACAUAUCAGCUGUUGUUCUUUUCUUUGGUUCCCUGGCAUUCAUGUACCUGCAUCCAUCCUCAGUCAGCUUCACGAAUCAAGGGAAAGUAUCAUCUGUGUUUUAUACAACUGUUGUGCCCAUGCUGAACCCUGUGAUCUACAGCCUGAGGAAUAAAGAUGUCAAAGUGGCCCUAAAUAAACUUCUUGAAAAGAGAAGUUUGUGA